UACAACUUUGAAUUGUUCUUCACAUUCUUCCCCUUAUCCAAAAAGCCAAACAAAACCCAAAUGUAAUAAAUAAAUCCACUUAUCCAUUUUUCCAUAAUUUCUUUUCUAUCCAUUAUAUCUAUCUUGCCCAUAAUGUCACCAUAUAAGUUCAAUAUAAUAUCCAGCAAGUAUUAUCAAUGUGUCCAAACUACAAAUCUUGAACUAUACUAGUUGUAACCUUGUAGGAUAUAAAUAAGGGAAAAACUUUGAAAGAUAAAAAAAGAAAAAAAAGAACUCAAGAAAGAAACAUGGAAGUGGAAUUUCAGGGUACAAUUUUGCCUCAAUUUCGAGCAGAAAUUCUUCCCAUAAUCAAACCCAGUAAUACCCUUCUUGGCAUUCUUAAAGUUCCAUCAGCGUUUGGUGAAAACUUCUAUAAUUCAUAUCCAAGAUGGAAAUCACUAGAAAUUCAUUGCAGCAAUGAUCAAAGUACUCAGCUGUCUUAUGUGUCAACUAGUGAUAGUCAGAGGUUGCCUGAGCUUUCUUUCAACAGGCUGCAGCCUACUGAAGAGGAGGUUGAUGGAUUGCAAAGGCGUCAUUUUGGUCGGUUUCUUGCUCGUGAAGCUGUUCUUGAUGAAGAAUAUUGGACAGCAGCAUGGUUGCGGGCAGAAGCGCAUUGGGAAUCAGUUUCAUAUAUGCGGCAUGUUGAUGCACAUAAAAGGAAGUAUGCAGAAGAGGAAUUUUAUACGCUGAAAAGGCGAUGUUCUGGACAUGAUGGAAAUUCCCUCAAGUGCUUCUGUCUAGUUGCAAUUAAAAAAGAGGAUAAAAAAAUCCGGAGAACUGUGCUGAAUAGCGUUGUUGGAACUCUAGAUCUAAGCAUACGUCAAUUUUUACGCGGAGAAAAAUAUCCAGGGGAGACUAAGAAAUCUUCAGGAAUCUUGGCAAGACAAGCGCCCUUUGAUGCACACAAGUAUGCAUAUAUCGCCAAUGUCUGUGUUUCAAAAUUUGCUCGACGCCAAGGAAUUGCUUUUAAUUUACUCUAUCUUGCAGUCGAUGUUGCUACUGCAAAUGGUAUGAAGCAACUAUAUGUUCAUGUAAAUAUAGACAACAAGGCUGCUCUAGAUUUAUACGCGAAAGCCGGUUUCGAGAUUGUGGAGGCUGCCUCAUCCACCUUCUCGGAAGAUCGGAGAUUUCUUAUGUUGAAGGUCUUAUGACUUGUGCUCCUUCAAUGAUUUCAUACAAAUUAACAUCAACAUGUAAAUGUAUUUUUAACCUUCUUAACAAAGUUAAAUCUUUCUUCUACUUCUGAUUGCAUUUUCCUCUUUAUAUGAGCCUGUAUUUUUACUGGUGGAGUAGAAGCAGCCAAUUUAUUUUUACUUUUGGCUUGUGAAGCUUCUGGCAUCGAAAUUGUAAAUACUGGUUUCUAUACAUAAUGACAAUGUGAGCUUUAUGUUUGAGUGUUUAAAAUUUGACAUGAACGUCUCAUAUUUGCUUCACUGUUCGGUUAUAUUCCUUGUGUGUUACUUGGGAUUCGUUACCCAUGUCCAAUUCAGAUAUGAGUCCAAUUGUGUCGGUUGACUAUUUUAUGAAUUAAUCCCAGUAUUUUGAGCCAAAUUGAAG
Molecule: messenger RNA, 1596 nt
Organism: Amaranthus tricolor (Joseph's coat)
Lineage: Eukaryota; Viridiplantae; Streptophyta; Magnoliopsida; Caryophyllales; Amaranthaceae
Product: GCN5-related N-acetyltransferase 6, chloroplastic-like
Exons: 9
Coding region: 288-1190 (300 amino acids)
Molecular function (GO): acyltransferase activity, transferring groups other than amino-acyl groups
Source: RefSeq, a predicted model, not a curated record